GGAUGACAGCAAUAAAGAAGUUCACCUCCAUUUGUAAUAAUAAAACCAGCACCACCACCAUUUGUGGCGACGACGUGAGGGCUUCUCCGCGUGACUUCCGGCCAAUGCUUCCUUCCACCACACACACACUCUCUCUCUCUCUUACUUUUACUUUGGAGUUGUUAGAAGCUGUGAGUAGAAGAAUCACUCACUCACACUAGUUAUCCGCCCAAAAUCAAGCUGCUUCAAUUCAAUUAUUGAAACAGAUCCAUCUCCUACAAUGGCGGCCAAAUCACCGAUUUUGAAGCCUUCUACCCUAGUCAAUAUCGAACACAAGAGAGAUGCUUAUGGUUUUGCAGUGAGACCACAACAUGUACAGAGAUACCGUGAAUAUUCAAGAAUAUACAAGGAGGAAGAAGAGGAACGAUCUGAUAGGUGGAAGGAUUUUCUUCAACGACAAUCAGAGUCGGCUCAAUUAUCUGAUACUGGCUUACAUACAGAGGAAACUAACGCCACAAACGGAGAUGAAUCGAGUGACAAGAAACCUGAUCAAAAUGAACAAAUAUGGUCUCAUAUUAGACCAUCUCUUCGAGUCAUCGAGGAUAUGAUGAAUGCCCGUGUUAGAAAGAAGAUUGAUCUUGUAAAAGCAUGUAAUGAAGAGGAUUCAGAAGAAGAAUUUUACGAUUUGGAGAGGUCAGAAUCAGACCCAGCUCAGAAUGUUCUGUCAAGUGAUGGUUUAAAUAACCAAACUGCGUAUAUAGAAUCGUCGGUUCCUUGGAAAGAAGAGUUGGAAUGCCUUGUUCAGGGGGGAGUUCCAAUGGCUCUUAGAGGAGAGCUCUGGCAAGCAUUUGUGGGUGUGAAGGCACGCCACAUUCCAAAAUAUUAUCAAAAUCUUUUGGAUUCUGAUACAAAUAAUGAUAAUAGUAAGACAUCAACUACCGCACCUGUAUGCUUAUCUGAGAAAUGGAAAGGGCAGAUUGAGAAGGACUUGCCUCGAACGUUUCCAGGUCAUCCUGCAUUAGAUGGCGACGGUAGAAAUGCUUUGAGACGUUUACUGACUGCAUAUGCUAGACAUAAUCCCUUGGUUGGUUACUGUCAGGCCAUGAAUUUCUUUGCUGGAUUGUUACUGCUGCUGAUGCCUGAAGAAAAUGCCUUCUGGGCUUUGUUGGGAAUUCUUGAUGAUUAUUUCGAGGGCUAUUAUUCAGAGGAAAUGAUCGAGUCUCAGGUUGAUCAACUUGUGUUUGAGGAGUUGGUGCGUGAGCGGUUUCCUAAACUUGUUAAUCAUCUAGAUUACCUCGGGGUGCAAGUAGCCUGGGUCUCUGGACCGUGGUUCCUUUCGAUAUUUAUGAAUAUGCUUCCCUGGGAAAGUGUUCUUAGAGUCUGGGAUGUGCUUUUAUUUCAUGGAAACCGUGUUAUGCUGUUUCGAACAGCCCUUGCUUUGAUGGAGUUGUAUGGACCCGCGUUAGUUACAACGAAAGAUGCUGGAGAUGCCAUCACAUUGCUGCAGUCACUGGCUGGAUCAACGUUCGAUAGUAGUCAACUUGUGUUGACCGCUUGCAUGGGUUAUCAUAAUGUAAACGAGUCUAGAUUGAAAGUUUUGCGAAAUAAACAUAGACCAACUGUAAAAGCGGCGCUAGAGGAAAGAUUAAAGGGACUUCGGAUGUUGUGUGGUUCCAAAGAAGAUAAAGUGGACCAUACAGGGGGAAAAAUGUCAAAUGGUGAAUUGUCGAGGAUGAAUUCUGAGUCUUCCAAUGGCGAUGAACCGUAUUUAGGCGUAUCAGCGGAUGCGGAGAUUGAUUCUGCUUCAGAUCUUCAAGAACAGAUCUUGUGCUUAAAGAACGAGUUGUGCUUGGUACUAGAGGAAAAACGAUCUUCGACACUCAGAGCUGAGGAGUUGGAAAUUGCUCUAAUGGAGAUGGUCAAACAGGAUAACCGACGCCAAUUGAGUGCAAAGGUUGAACAAUUAGAGAGAGAUGUUGCUGAGCUACAGCAGGCCCUUGCUUGCAAACAGGAACAGGAGAAUGCCAUGCUUCAGGUUCUGAUGAGAGUAGAGCAAGAACAAAGGGCAACGGAAGAUGCUCGUGUAUAUGCCGAGCAAGAUGCUGCAGCCCAGAGAUAUGCCGUUAACAUGCUUCAGGAAAAAUACGAAGCAGCAACUUGUUCCCUUGCUGAAAUGGAGGAGAGACUCGUUAUGGCAGAAUCGAUGUUGGAGGCUACGUUGCAGUACCAAUCUGGCCAACAUAAAGCACCGUCUUCCCCAAGAACAAAUCAAGAGCUCUCACAAGAUACGCGUGCAAGAAAAGUCAGUCUGUUAUCUAGACCGUUUGGACUUGGGUGGCUCGACAAGAACAAGGAGAAGUUGGCUGAAGACACCAAUGGCCAUCAAAUGGGGGAGGUAUCACUGGGAUGAUGAUAAACUAUAUACCUAGUUACAGCUAGAAUGGUCAAAGGUUUCAUAUCUUUGCUGUUAUUACUUGUACCUCAUGCAUUGGAAGUCAUACCUGACUAUACUUUUAUUAUUGGUUCACAAGAAGUACAAGUUGGUGGCAUUCUUUUUUACACAUUUGCAUUCACCAAUGUAAUGCUUUAUAUAUAUAAUAUAUAAUGAGCUGGAAAUCUGUAUCAAGAUAUUGAUCAUAUCACAAUGUGACAUUUAUUAAAAGUUGUUGAUUGCAGUGGCAUAUUCAUAAA
Helianthus annuus (common sunflower) is the source of this 2670-nucleotide messenger RNA. RefSeq names its product rab GTPase-activating protein 1. Bases 260 to 2389 code for a protein of 709 amino acids. The transcript is spliced from 18 exons. The record is from RefSeq and is a predicted model, not a curated record. Lineage: Eukaryota; Viridiplantae; Streptophyta; Magnoliopsida; Asterales; Asteraceae.